UGAAACUCACCGGCCAACGGGCAGGGUAAAAAGCUAGUCUAUGCUAAUAAUUAUUCUUCUUAGUUCUUAUAUAACUUAAUACUAUUCUUUGUCUCGCGUUAAUGAUGAUUAUAAUUACAAUAACAACAUAAAAUUGGCACCCAAUUUUGUCGUGAGACAAUCCAAAUACCACAUCGGUUGUAAAAGGGAAGGGACCCUUGUAUUUUAGUGUCCACCAAAGCUCAUUAGUACGAGGUCUUUUGGGAGGACACCCAAGAGUAAAACCAUGUGGCCUUGGCCCAAAGCGGACAGCAUUGUACUAAUUGUGAUGUAGGACGGGACCUAUAGGCACCCCAAUUUUGUCAUGGGCCAAUCCAAAUACCACGUUUGGUUGUAAAAGAGAAGGGACCCUUGUGAUUGAAUGGUGAUGGAACUUUUAGAUGGGCCAUAGGUGGAUGGGGUGGUCCUGUGCUAUAUGGGUCAGAUUUUGGGCCCUUUUUUGUGGGCUCCCCUCUACCUUUAGCCUUUCUUUACUUUGGUCUUCGUGUGGCGUUCAUCCAAUUUUCAUUUUCUUACCUACUCAUUACUGUAAAUAAACAAACAAAUAAAUGCUAUUUUGUUAAAAAAAAAAAUCUGUCGAGAUUGAAGAAAGCUUUUGUAUAAUUUUCUUUGAUGGCCCAAAAUUCAAGAGAACAAUAGAGUAUAUAGAAGUAUAUAUGCGUUUGCAAUUAAAUAAUCAAAAUAAAAUACGUAACAAUUGCGCACGUGGAUGGCUUAGCUCUUGAAAAUGACAUUGGUGAUAAUUAGCAAUCAACCACUUGUAGAUAAAAUUGUGUCUUUUAAACUGUGGCAACUCAAAAAUGGCCCAUGUUUAAUUACCUCACUUAAUCAUUCAAUCUCGCAAUUUAAAUCCAUUGCUAGAUUAUAACUAACUCUGUCGAUAAAUAAUAUGAAAAACUCUAAUUUCAAAACUGGCCAUGUGUUGCACUCAUUUAUACAACAACAAGAACAACAACAAAAAAAGUUAUUUCAUAACUCAAAAAAUCUUACACCUUGAAGUUACACCAUUAUCGUAAUACAGUGUAUUUUUAAAUCGGAAGCAUGUCGCUAAAUUUUUGUUUCUUUGUGUGUUAUUAUUGUAAUGCCAUGUUAUCUCCACUUUCUAGUUAUUGCUUCUUGUUAUAAUCAGAAUUAUUAUUCCAUAACCACAAACAAAAAGAAACAAAAGCGCCGGACUGAUUGAAGUCUCGACCUCCCCCAGAUAGUCACCGGCGGCGACGGCCCACGCCAGAGCUUACGUAUGAUCCAUUUUCACAGCCGAAUUGCAGAAAGCUAAGUGAGAGGACUCGUUGAAGACAGACAGUCCUAAUCCUAUCCUAUUCGUAGAGCAUGGUCCAUGAAACCGUACCGGAUAUCGUAUCGGGAAAGUCAACAACAGUAGGUUAUUUUAUGGUAAAACCAUGGUUUAACCGUAGUUCAACCGUUAGAUCGUUAAAUACCGCCUACCGAUUUAGCUUUCGAUACUGGCAUUUCGUGGUUGAACCGGCGGUACGAUACGGUUUCAUGGACCAUGCCGUAGAGUCGAUAAUGGAGGUUCGACGAGGCAGGCACAUGCUAACUGGCCGCCACGCCAAUUCAAAGGCAGAAACACGGCUUAAUUAUGAGAAAUGACUAGUUAGUUGGAAUAAUGCUUAGCUUCUUUUACACUCCUUACAAAUUGACUUGCCGGUCAGAAUUUGUGUUUAAUUAGUCUUCAAAUCAAUAAUUCAACUUAAUUAAUUAUUGCAGAGAGUUACGUAUCCAUGGACCGUGAAUGAAUCAGUUGUGCGCAGACCGCCCAUCGUACUGUGUGGUUCGACCAAAUCAUCAAUAUCGCUGAGACGAUCAGGAUUAUUCAGAUUGUUCAGGCACGGCGAGCCUGGUUCAGUAAUUUCACCAAUUCAAAUUUUUGAAAGGAAUCUUAUAUUGAUCGAUCUCAUGCAUUUCUCUUAUUGUGACUUAGGUCAAGUCCAAUGCAAAACCCCAAAUUUGGGGGGCUUAAUUUCCAACUUUGGGGAUCGACCCCUAUUUUAUCUUUUUUUUUGCUCCAAUGCUUCAAUCUCCAUAUUCGGGGAUCUUAAUUUUUCCAGUUUUUCUAUUUACUUAAAAAUGUAAUUAUCGAAGCCUUAAUAUAAUUUGUUCUUGUUAAUUUUUGUAUAGUUCGUCAUCAUUUUUAAAUACAAAUUUUUCGAUAAAAUUUUGUUAAAUUUCAAGUCCGAAUUUUUUGGGGAUUCCCAUUUCCACCCCCAAAUUUGGGGAUCUUUUUGCAGAUCUUCCCCAAAUAUAGAGACUCCAUUAAAGCUAACUUUUUCCCAAAUAUAGAGAUUCCCCCAUUUAUAGAGGCUCCAUUUGAGUUAGCCUUAGUCAUCUUUUUUUUAGAGGGAAAAUUGAGUUUUAGUUUCGUCCAAUCCGGUUUGAUUAUGGUGUCCAGUGGCAUUUCGGUUUAACCGGUGCCCGGUUGUUCACAAAAUGGAAUGGUGAUUUGGAGGAGACAUAAACCUUGAGAGUCAUGUGGGCGUGGGACAGCGGGAAUCUCCGAAGCGGCCGCCGUUGUGGUGUCGGCUACUGCUGUGGGUGGCACUAGACGGAGGCUGGGGGUGGCGGGAUCCACCGGAGGACUAAUUGGAAGUUUACCGUUUACUACUCAACGGCGGCGAUGGUUCCCAUCUUUCUUCUAUACGGUGGUCAAUCUUGUUGAUUAAGAGAAGAGAAGACCAUUUACGACGGCAGGAGGAGAUUGAUUCAAAAUUCAAAGCACCAUUAGUCGGCAUGUAGUUACAAAUAUAUUUUUUUAAUCAAAGUUUAAUAAAAAUCUUACUGGAUGCAUGUAUCAUUGUGGAUUCACUUGAUCAGAAUGAUAAUUAAAAGGAAUGAUUGAAGCGUAAAUUUUAUAGUUUCGCGUUCAUGGGAACUUGAUGACCGCGUCCAUGUGAAGUCCAUCUUCUGCGGUUGUGGAGAAGGAAGGUCACGUUGAAUUCUGGGCUGGCUCUCCUCAUUCCAAGACUUCGGAUCAAUUGAAUCUACGACUAGUUUUUUUUUUGGGUAUCAAAGCAUGUGUUAUACUUGCUAUUAUUAUGCUCGUCCUCGUGUAGUUGGUAAGAGUGAACACUUUCUUUUUUGAAAUAGUUUUAUAUAAAAUAGUGGUGAGUUUUGGUCGUCGGAGUAUAAUAGAGUUGUCCAUACAGUUACAAAAAAAUAUUCGCUUAUCAGUAGUUCGAUUGCAUGUAUACUGACUAUUGUGUUUGAUUGAGGCUAGUAUUGUAAUUCAGUUUUUGUGAUUGCCUUGAAAACGAUUUGCUCUAAACUCUUCAAAAUUCCCAAUUAGUUCUUCUUUAUUCCAUUGAUAAUAACUCCAUCAAUCCAUCAUUCAUUAUGCAUGGAAGGCUCGGAGAAGGAUGACAAGUCUUCAUACUUUCAAGUCUCACAUUACUCUUUACUAGUGUUAUAAAGGCCAAGCCUCCUAUCUUACAAUGUAUUCAAAAUUUUGUUUUUUACAAAGGUGAUAUAAGUUUGAUUAUUUAUUUAUUUAGGUACUACUUAAAAGAUUCUAAUCUCAAACUUGUAGGUUUAAAACUAGUGGUAUUACAAUCAAAGAUGAAACUUGUG
This is a messenger RNA of Linum trigynum, 3624 nucleotides long. The record is from the annotation of a GenBank genome assembly. NCBI's taxonomy places the organism in Eukaryota, Viridiplantae, Streptophyta, Magnoliopsida, Malpighiales, Linaceae.